Molecule: messenger RNA, 621 nt
Organism: Erigeron canadensis
Lineage: Eukaryota; Viridiplantae; Streptophyta; Magnoliopsida; Asterales; Asteraceae
Exons: 2
Coding region: 75-404 (109 amino acids)
Source: RefSeq, a predicted model, not a curated record
AAUACAACUCAUGACUCAUCAUAUCAUUGCGAAAAAUAACUAGAAAAUUUUCAGAAUAAUAUAGAUAUCUAAAAAUGAAAGUUUGUUCAUAUUUGGUAAUAGUAAUAUUCUUGAUAAUGGCAACGAUGUUGUUGGCUAACACUACUAAUGCAGCACCAACGGCUGCUCAGUGCAAGGAAGAAAGAAGGCUAGCAGUGAACGAAUGCAAAAACGUCUUGUAUGGUCGGCUUCCAUCCCCUUCUUGUUGUCAACGAGCUCGAGUUAGCCACGUCGAAUGCAUAUGUCCUGUUAUCACCCCUAAGCUGGCCGCACUGAUUGAUGUCAAUCGUGCUGUUAGACUUAUUGAAGGUUGUGGACGCAGGGUCCCUCGUCACUACAAAUGUGGAAGUAUUACAACACCUUAAAAAAGUGACGACGAAUGUUAGGGCGAAAGCGGUUCGGGAAGUAGGAUCAGAGAGCAAUCUACCUCGAUCUAUUAAGUACUCCUUAAUUAAUAAUGUACUCGUAUGUUUGAUGUCUUAUCUAGCUUAAGCUUAGUAAUUGGCUAAUUGCUUGUACGCAUUUAGUUUUAAGAAGAGUAUGAUAACGGAUAAUAAAGGAGGCCAAACUUAAUUUGGUUAA